GCUCGUGGCUUCCGGAAGAAUCAAUGCGAAAACUAAAAAGAAAUUGCAAAAAGACACCAAACCCAAGUCCAAAGCCACCGCGCAGCAGCCCGCGACAACCACCGCACCGAGCUCGUGGAGGGGGGGCGGCCAUGUCGGUGGGAUGCGGGCUGGAGUGCGUGGUGUGCCUGGGGUGCGCGCGGUGGGCGUGGAAGCGGCUCACCUACAUCGGUGCCUACGACAGCGAGACCUGGCCGACGGCGUCGCCCGCCGACUUCGAGCCCGUCCCGCGCGUCUGCCGCCUCGUGCUCGCCAUCUACGACCCGGACCUCUCCAACCCCAAGUUCGCGCCGCCCGGUCGCGGGUACUUCGACGUCGACCCCAAGGGCGUCGUCAAGCGCGCCACCUACGACGACGUCGGCACCGCCUGCCCGCCCUACAUCGUCUACGUCGGCCACGCGCACAAGGAGAUCAUCCUCGCCGUGCGCGGCCUCAACCUCGUCCGCGACGCCGACUACAAGGUGCUGAUGGACAACAAGCUGGGGAUGCAGAUGUUCGACGGCGGGUACGUGCACCACGGCCUGCUCAAGGCCGCAAAGUUCAUCCUGGAGCGGGAGACGGAGACGCUAAGGUACCUGCUGCGGCAGUACGGGCCCGAGUACAAGCUCAUCUUCGCCGGCCACUCGCUGGGCUCCGGCAUCGCCGCGCUAAUGACGGUGCUGGUGGUCAACAACCGCAAGGAAUUCGGGAACAUACCCAGGAGCCAAAUCAAGUGCUACGCGCUCGCGCCCGCGCGGUGCAUGUCGCUCAACCUCGCUGUCAAGUACGCCGACGUGAUCAACUCCGUCGUGCUGCAGGAUGACUUUUUGCCAAGAACACCAACACCAUUAGAGUACAUUUUUGGGUUUAUCUUCUGCUUGCCCUGCUUGCUAUUCCUCAUUUGCUUGAGAGAUACAUUGAAACGAGACAAGAAAAAAUUUAAAGAUCCGAGAAGGCUGUACGCUCCUGGGAGAAUGUAUCAUAUUGUUGAGAGAAAAUUUUGCAGAUGUGGAAGAUUCCCGCCUGACGUCAGAACUGCUAUUCCAGUGGAAGGACGAUUUGAGCAUGUUGUGUUAUCAUGCAGUACCACUUCUGAUCAUGCCAUUGCUUGGAUUGAACGAGAAUCACAAAAGGCUUUAGAGCUAAUGAUGGAAAGGGAGAACGCAGUGACUCCACCUCCGCAACAGAAGAUGGAAAGAUUGCAAAGUUUUGAGGAGGAGCACAAGAAUGCCCUGCAGAGAGCCAAGACCUUAGAUGUUCCUCAUGUAGAGGAAAUUCAGGAGGAUGAUAGUACUGCACCACCCUCUGAUACUCAUAGUGAGACGACUACAGAACCAAAAUCCACAGGAAGAACCAGUUGGGACGAACUGAUGGAUAAACUUUUCACCAGAGAUGAAGAUGGAAAACUUGUUGUGAAGAAGGACAUCAUGGCGAGGGACAUCGCUAUCGAGUGAUGAUGAUUCUGGGACUACUUUGCACAUGUUAAUUCAUUCUUUUAGCCAGCUGUUUAAAAGAGUAAGUUGUGGUUUUCAUAUUGAGUCUUUUUGAGGUUGAGUCUUUUUUUUCCAAGGGCUAUCUCGCUUAUAUGUAGAGACAUCAUCUUCUGUGCAUUUGGCCAAGUCUUGUAAAUUUAUGAGCAGACUUUGUACACUGUUCCCAUCAAUGGAUCGCAAAUUCAGAAUUUAUUCAGGCAAAGCAGGAUGUAAGGGUGGUUGUUUAUUGGAGGGAGCAGAGAAGGGGAUCACGAUCAUGGAGUUCGUGGUGGCUAUGGUGGGCGGUGGCUAGGAUUUUGGUGUAGGGAGGCGGCAGUGUGAAAGAGAGAAAGCGAGGUUUGGUUAGGCGCUAGGUGUCUGGACGGCAAGAAGAGGGUUUUUUUUUUAAUUUUUGUUUAUCUCUUUAUUGAUAAUUUGUCUCUAUAUAAGGCGGCUAGGUUUGGGCAUAGGGAGGUGGU
Molecule: messenger RNA, 1969 nt
Organism: Phragmites australis (common reed)
Lineage: Eukaryota; Viridiplantae; Streptophyta; Magnoliopsida; Poales; Poaceae
Exons: 7
Coding region: 24-1472 (482 amino acids)
Biological process (GO): lipid catabolic process
Source: RefSeq, a predicted model, not a curated record